UGACGCCCCAACACCCUGGGUACCCCCCCUCCUCACUCCUAGACAUGACGAUUGAUUUAGGGCCAGGGCCCAAUGCACAGAUGCUAUAGGAUCAGGUGUCGGUGUUGGUUCUUCACCACCUCAUGGAUCUGGUGCUUGUUAGAAGGGGCAAGAAGCUGGGGAAUACGGGGAUCUGCAUGGGAGACUGAGGCGGGACAGGCCGAGGGAUUUGGAACUCUAUCCUCACUACGGUAUCUAGUCACAUCCAGGUUCUGGCCCGACGGAAGGCCAGAGAGAUCCAGGUGAAGCUGAAGGUACGCUACGACCAGGUUGCCAAAGACAAGGCCCUGCAGAGUAUGGCCACCAUGUCCUCCGCCCAGAUCAUCUCGCCUACGGCUUUCCAGAACAAGAUGGCUCUCCAGGGCCUGUCUAGGCCGGCCUAUCCCACUUCUGGUGGGUUUUGGCACGGGGCUCUUCCAGGACAGCCAGGAGGCCACGAAGACAUUAAGCCCUUCUCCCAGCAGAGUUACGCCAUGCAGGCGUCCGGCCCGACCCCUAUAACAGGUUAUGAAAGCACAGCGGGGCUGUCGAUGUCUCCCGGUGCCCCCCCCUGGCAGGGUAGAUGCAUUGCCAGCUCCAAGCUGCGAAUGCUGGAGUUCUCCGCCUUCCUGGAGCAACCUCAGGACCCCGAGAAUUUCAACAAGCACCUGUUUGUGCACAUCGGCCAGUCCAACCCGAGCUACAGCGACGCCUAUCUGGAGUCUGUGGACGUCAGGCAGAUCUACGACAAGUUCCCGGAGAAGAAGGGAGGCCUGAAGGAGCUGUUUGAGAAAGGGCCGCACAACGCUUUCUUCCUCGUCAAGUUCUGGGCGGACCUCAGUGUAAACCCGCAGGAUGACAGCAGCUUCUUCUAUGGUGUUUCCAGUCAGUACGAGAGCUCUGAGAACAUGAUUAUCACCUCAUCCACUAAAGUCUGCUCCUUCGGCAAGCAGGUGGUAGAGAAAGUGGAGACGGAGUAUGCACGUUUCGAGAAUGGACGCUACGUGUUUCGAAUCCAUCGUUCCCCUUUAUGUGAAUAUAUGAUCAACUUUAUCCACAAGCUUAAACACCUGCCGGAGAAGUACAUGAUGAACAGCGUACUGGAGAACUUCACUAUCCUACAGGUGGUGACUAACAGGGACACACUGGAAACCCUCCUGUGCAUAGCCUACGUCUUCGAGGUGUCCACCAGUGAGCACGGCGCACAGCAUCACAUUUACAGGCUAGUCAAAGACUGACACAGUUGGAACUUCUACCUGCUCUAGACCCCAUUGUAGCACCUCAGUGAGCAACAACACUUAACAACGGAUUACUUCCUCCGUGAGCUUAAAAAGCUGAAACCAUUCAACUGGGUCAGAAGCCCAGAGAGGCUUUGUUUGUCCGUAAUGCCCAGGGACACUCUUACUGCUGAGGAAGAGCUGGAUUUGGGAUUGUGGAAACUGGAACGGGCUUUGUGUGUGAAAAGUGGUGAGGAAAAAAAAACCCAGAAGAGGACCAUGAUACGCCGUGGUCUCUAUACCAAAGGAGCCAAACCUAGCCAACAAGACCUGCAUGAGAACGUUGUCAUUGGUGGUGUUUUUCAUCUCAUUUUACUAGUGCUUGUUUUUGAUUUAGAUUCUUUUACACACAUGCAUGUGCAGGGGAUGUUUGAUGCGGAGGAGUCUGGCUGCCUCAGGGUGCCACCUAGUGACUUAAAUAUAAAUAUCAAUGGGGGUUGGGGGGGGGGGGGAUAAGAAAAGUAGGCUGAAAAUCCCUCCUUUGCACAUCCAUGAAAUAUCACUGUUUUUUCUUUGGUGCCAAUCGUUUGUGUUAUUUGAGUAAUUAUGUACAGUCCAUCUCCUCUAAACAGAAGAUAAAGAGGCUAAAAAUGAUUUAAGAGAGCUAUUGUAUUCACAUUGUUUGAUGUUUAAUGUUAAAUGUUUCUUGUAUUGUCUUACUGUUUUUGAUUGAAAAUGAUCUGACGACAACAAAAAAGGCACAUAAUAACACUGCUAACUUGAACCAGAUUUUAGAUCUGUAAGCUGAUUACAGACUGUAACUGUAACUUGCCCUGAAGUGUCAGAUGAAAAUACAAGUGUUUCUUACAUAA
Messenger RNA from Sebastes umbrosus (honeycomb rockfish), 2107 nucleotides. RefSeq names its product transcriptional enhancer factor TEF-3-like. The record is from RefSeq and is a predicted model, not a curated record. Gene Ontology annotation, biological process: regulation of transcription by RNA polymerase II; embryonic organ development; hippo signaling. Gene Ontology annotation, cellular component: transcription regulator complex. Lineage: Eukaryota; Metazoa; Chordata; Actinopteri; Perciformes; Sebastidae. Gene Ontology annotation, molecular function: DNA-binding transcription factor activity, RNA polymerase II-specific; RNA polymerase II cis-regulatory region sequence-specific DNA binding. Bases 336 to 1256 code for a protein of 306 amino acids. The transcript is spliced from 10 exons.